Messenger RNA from Caenorhabditis sp. 36 PRJEB53466, 1126 nucleotides. Lineage: Eukaryota; Metazoa; Nematoda; Chromadorea; Rhabditida; Rhabditidae. The record is from the annotation of a GenBank genome assembly.
AUGAAUUGCAAGCAGCAAUCAGAGCAGAACGUUCAAAUGAAACAGGACAUUCUUCAAAAAACAGUGGCUUUUGAGAAAAAGAUAUUCGGAAAUGAUGUGGCUGACAAAAUGAACAUGAGGUUCGACAGAACAUUGCAGCUCAAACAGGCUCUGCUGGAAAAGGCCAAUUUGAAGGGAGUUGUAAGUGGUUCUACUGUGUCUCCCCCACAGUUUACCAUGGUUUUCAGGUUGCGCCAGCUGAUAAUGGCGUUUUUGACAAAGACCUUCUUCUUACUGAGGCACAGGCAAAUUAUAUGCUCAACGAAUUGGGAAAAGGUGGUGAAGGAGCAAUUCCACAGCCAGGAUCGGCUAAAGCGAAACGCGCAUCCAUCUUUUUCGAGCAGAACUUGGUUCAAAAGUGGCCUACAAGCACUCCCAUUCCCUAUACUUUCGAUUCUUCACUGGAUAAUCUGGAUCAGAAUGAUGUUCGGGGUGCCAUAUCGGAAAUUGAGCAAAGCACUUGUAUUCGGUUCAAAUACAUGGCAACUGCUCCCAAAGGGAAUCACAUCAACUACCAGAAAGUGAAUUCGCCAUCCUUGUAAGUUAAGUAUAAAUUCUCUCAAUUACUGUACUUUCAUGUCAUUUAGCUGUGGUUUGUCGUAUAUUGGAAGAGUUGAACCAGCGAAUCCCGUCUAUUUGAGUUUUCAAUGCGGAAACGGCCGAGGAAUUGCAGUGCACGAAACGAUGCACGCACUGGGAGUCAACCAUCAACAUUUGAGAAUGGACCGAGAUAAACACAUCAAAGUGUGUUCCCAAAUUUUCCAUAAAACAACGCCCACGCAACUUUCAGGUCGACUGGAGCAACAUCAACCCGCAGCAAUACGACGCGUUCGUGGUGGCAGACUCAAAAUUGUACACUACCUACGGCGUCAAAUACGCCUACGACAGUAUUAUGCACUAUAACGCCUACACAGCUGCAGUGAAUAUUGCAAAACCCACAAUGAUUCCACUGGUUAAUCAGCAGGCGAACAUUGGAUUGCUCGGACAACGAGCAAAGAUGAGCACUGCGGAUGUGGAAAUUCUGAAUAAGAUGUACUGCAAACCAGGUGAGCCGAUUUCCUUUUUCCAAAUCCGUAUCAUCUUGUAG